UGACAUUUAUAGACAUUUUUACAAACGGAACGUAAUUUCAUGCGAAAAGUCACGUAGGCCACCGCGCGUGUUUAUAUUUUGUUUAAAAGAAUAACCUGUAAAAUAAUGUUUCUCGUCGGCAUAAGGCUUUAAUUAUUAAAGGAAAUGUGUUUAUAAAGUUCAUAAAAAUGGAAGAUUUUGGAUUAAAUCCUGGCGUUGUCGUAGUACGCGCUAAACCAGAAGGUCAGAGAAAGACUUUCAAACCAAAUAUUCGUGCGGUUAAUAAAAUACCAAAUGAAUUACUCAAUGACCCUCUUCUAAAUAGAGCGUGUGAAGCCUUACCACAAAAUUAUAAUUUUGAAAUACACAAAACUAUAUGGAGAAUAAGAUCGUUGGGUUCAAAACGGGUCGCCCUUCAACUACCUGAAGGGCUAACGAUGUUUGCUACGACGUUGUGUGAUAUAAUAGAGACUUUUACUGAAGCUGACACAGUUAUAAUGGGCGAUGUAACGUAUGGCGCGUGCUGCAUCGAUGACUUCACAGCUAUAGCGCUAGGUGUCGACCUGCUAGUACAUUACGGACACUCGUGCUUGAUUCCAAUAGAUCAGACAUGUGACAUCAAGGUACUUUAUGUGUUUGUGGACAUUAAAAUAGACCCAUCACAUUUUAUGGAAACAGUUAAAUUAAACUUUCCAAAGCAAACUCACUUAGCUUUAGUUAGUACAAUACAAUUUGUUACAACCCUGCACUCUGUAGCUAAAAUUCUUAGGAGUGAGGAGUAUACUGUGACUGUGCCUCAGUGUAAGCCUUUGUCACCUGGAGAAAUCCUGGGCUGUACAUCUCCAAAGUUAAAUUCAGAUGUAGUGAUUUAUCUCGGUGAUGGUAGGUUUCACUUGGAAUCUGUUAUGAUAGCUAAUCCUAAAAUACCUGCAUUUAAAUAUGACCCUUAUGAGAAGAAAUUUACUUCAGAACUGUAUGAACAUGAAAGUAUGCAGGCCAAUAGACAUAAUCAAAUUGAAAUUGCAGAAAAAGCAAAGAGUUUUGGCCUUAUACUUGGAACAUUAGGGAGACAAGGCAGCACUAAAGUGUUGAGUAAUCUAGAAAAGCAAAUUAUUAACACUGAUAAAAAGUUUGUAAAGAUACUUCUGUCUGAGAUUUUCCCUAGUAAAUUAGCAUUAUUUGGUCUUGAUGCAUUUGUUCAAGUGGCUUGCCCAAGAUUGUCUAUUGAUUGGGGAACAUCUUUCCCCAAGCCAUUACUGACUCCUUAUGAGUUCUCUGUAUCACUAAAUAAUAGUAAAUGGUUAAAAGAUGAUGGAACAUAUCCUAUGGAUUUCUAUUCUAAUGAUAGUUUAGGACCUUGGACACCUAAUUAUAAGCCUGUAAUGUGUUCAGAAUCUGACAAGCAAUGUGAUAACUGCUGUGGUGGUAAGGAUAAGAAAUAAACUAUGUGACUUACUGGUACAUUCUGGGGCACCACAGCUGUCACCUCUCGGGCUCUCUGGAACACUUGAGAGUCCAUGAACUUAGAAGGGAAAGUCUCUGCAAAGUUCUGGAUUGGCACAUUCUUGGUGUCAUCACUGUAAUGUUAUAAUAGGUGUUAAGAAUCAUUCACUCUCAUCAUAGUUUAAAUAUGUGGUGUGUAGUUGAACCACAAUACAUUUAUGUAUACAACUAACUUCAAAUUAUGAAAGCCUAUGUAUUUAUUAAAUAAGAAGCAUUUGCUUUUUUAAAUUGAAUUAAUAUUUAUGUAAACAAGUUAAAUUUUAAUGAAUGUAUUUAAUAUGGACAAUAGUUAAAUAGUGUACUUCAUAGUAUAAUUUAUGUAUAUAAUAACUACAAUGUAACAUAUUUUAUAUAUGUUAUAUUAUUGACUGUUGUCUUACCGGUGCAUCAGUGCUACCGAGUAGCAGUAGUUGAAAAGCUGUGGGUUGAGGUUUGCUCUUGCGUAAACACAUGUUGACAGGAAAUCUUGCAGCUGAUUCUGAGGUACAUCUGUAUAAAUAAAUAAUCGUUUAAUAAGUUACACACUGUUACUAUCACCUUAAUCCUAUUACCUCUAUCUGAUCUUACCACAAACUACCUUUCUUUUCAUAUCAUUCUCCACUAUCUCUCCAUGUUCCCUUCAGUUUUCCCCUCUCCAUCCAUAAACAUUUAAAUCACAGAUACUUAAGUUAUAAAUUAAUAAAAUUUUGAUAG
Molecule: messenger RNA, 2175 nt
Organism: Spodoptera exigua (beet armyworm)
Lineage: Eukaryota; Metazoa; Arthropoda; Insecta; Lepidoptera; Noctuidae
Source: the annotation of a GenBank genome assembly